This is a messenger RNA of Eruca vesicaria subsp. sativa (arugula), 867 nucleotides long. NCBI's taxonomy places the organism in Eukaryota, Viridiplantae, Streptophyta, Magnoliopsida, Brassicales, Brassicaceae. The record is from the annotation of a GenBank genome assembly.
AGGGAAGCUCUUGGUCUGCCUAACCAAAUCCAAUCAAACUCUAAAAGCUAGAACGUUAAGAAGCGUAUCGAUUGUUGCGAGACACUUUUUAGGGUUUUGGGUUGGGAGUUGAAGAACAAUGUCCUCUUCUUCGGUAAUUACACCAGAAGACGUGCUUGAGUCUCUUAUGAACGAUGGGACCAUCGAUGCCCUCCGAUUGAAGAUCAUCAAUCAACUCAAAGCCAAUGAAGAGUUGAAGAGCACAACCAUUAAAAUGGCAGAGGAGAGCAAAGUUCUUAACACACCUGGUGCUGAGAAACAGACUAAACGAGAACUCUUUGAUGCUCUUCGCCAAGAACUCGAGGGUCCAGUACUAGAGAAGGCAUCAAAAUCGGUUUGGGAAUUGAUUCUUGAGAAUGAUGGUUUAGGGAAAGAGAUAAAUGAAACAGUGGAACGUGUCUUUUGUCGUCUUAGCGGGCGAGAACCGCCCUUGUUUUCAUCAUCAAACGUGGAAAACCAGAUGGAGAUAGAGAAAGAGAUUGAGACAAAGGAGAACAAUAGCUCAAAUACGGAAGCCAAGAAAAGAAGUCUUAGCGAGGUGAAUCACUCCGAAGUUACAAUAAGGAAGAAGAAGCAACAAGGGGAUUCCUCCAAUGAUUAUGUAACGCCAUGAGCCUGGUUAUGAGAAAUUGACCACUUUCUGUUGUUCUCAAUCUUCUCACUAAUGUUCCUGUUACUAUUGAUGAAAUUUCUCUUCCCAGCAAUAUCCUUUUCAAAAAAAAUUAUAUUACAUAGAACAUUGGACUGGAUAAGUGAAUCAUCACAUUUCUGUUAUGAAAAUAUUCUCUUUAUGAGAUUCAGUAUGUUUUUUUUUGGUCAAACUUUUGA